AUGCUGCUGCUCUGGGCACUGCUGCUGUGCUGGAGGCUGCCGCCCCAAGCCCAGGGGGAAGCCCAGCACCUGCUCUUCCUGAGGAUCAGCAAGACACAGCUGAAGACAGACAUUUCAGAUCUGCUCUCAGAGCACCACGUCCUGGACCGGCUGGUCAAGAUGCCAGUGACGGGGGCCGCAGGUGAAGGCGUCUCUGUCCUAGACCACCUGCCCUUCAUAAACGGAGGCCUUGUCAAGAGGAGCAGUGGGCUGAACCUGUCACUGGUCGGGGACCUGCUCUCAGGGAAGACAGUCCCAGAGCUGGGGGUGCUGCUGGGGACAGGCGGGUUAGUCAUAGAAGAUGCCCAAGGACCCGAGGUCACCCUGGAAGUCCUAAGCGACAGCCUGCUGCAGGUCACGUUGCGCUGCAAGCUGUACCUCUCGCUCCAGAAGAUCCUGAGGCUCGAAGUCAUCAAGAACAUUCGCAUUGGAGUCCGGCUGGAACAGACCGGGAAUAAGACCCAGGUGGCCUUCGAGGAGUGCCACACCCCACCCGGAUGCCUGAGCAUCAAGCUUCUGGAGCAGAUGGGCCCUGUCCUGGUGAAUGAAAUGAAGUCUGUGACUAGCGUCCUGGACCAGGCGUUGCCCUACCUCCUACAGAAGAUAGUGUGCCCUCUGGCCACAAAUCUGCUCAAUUUGGUGCUGGAAGACCUACUGCACGUGGUUCUGCCCCCAAGCUUUUCGGGCCCAGAUGACUUCCAGUACUUUGUCACCACCACGGAAUUCACUGAGGAGGCCAUCCUGAUGAAAGUCCAGUUCAUUACCCCCUGUGGCCCGCAUCGGAGAACCGCAAGGCCCCGCUACCUGGCCCCACAGUCCCUGCCAAGGUUAGCCCAAGGCAGCAUGGCAGACCUGGGCUUUGGGCUGGAAGUCUUCAAUGACAUCCUGUCCUGCCUGUAUACCAGUAAGGAGAUCCACGUGGACCCUCGGGACCCCACAGCUGGUGACCUUAUGCAGCUGUUGUCCCCGAGGGAGUUGGAGCCUGGACCCCAGCCCUCGCAUCAGUCCAGAGGGAGUGUGGGAAUGACCAUCAGCACCCCCGAGCCUCCCACUGUCCACCCUGAAGGUCACACAGCCAUGAUCAGCCAGCUGGGCUCAGUGGUGCUACUCGGGCCCAGCAACUCCUCCUCUACCUCAGUUUCCUGGAAAUUACUCUCAAAGGCUGCAUUUUCCUCAAGAAAUCAGGAACUCCAGAUAUCUCCAAACAGCUCCUCGGCCACCCUGGUCACUUACCCUGCUGGUGUCGAGAAGAAGGGUUAG
This is a messenger RNA of Tupaia belangeri chinensis (Chinese tree shrew), 1299 nucleotides long. RefSeq lists its product as uncharacterized. The coding region runs from base 1 to 1299 and encodes 432 amino acids. The record is from RefSeq and is a predicted model, not a curated record. Gene Ontology annotation, molecular function: lipid binding. NCBI's taxonomy places the organism in Eukaryota, Metazoa, Chordata, Mammalia, Scandentia, Tupaiidae. The transcript is spliced from 13 exons.